This is a messenger RNA of Octodon degus (degu), 807 nucleotides long. RefSeq names its product rhox homeobox family member 1. Lineage: Eukaryota; Metazoa; Chordata; Mammalia; Rodentia; Octodontidae. Gene Ontology annotation, molecular function: RNA polymerase II transcription regulatory region sequence-specific DNA binding; DNA-binding transcription factor activity, RNA polymerase II-specific. The coding region runs from base 166 to 792 and encodes 208 amino acids. Gene Ontology annotation, biological process: regulation of transcription by RNA polymerase II. The record is from RefSeq and is a predicted model, not a curated record. The transcript is spliced from 4 exons.
GAGGCUGUACUGGAAAUCAUAAAGUGAAGUCCCUGCUGUCCCCGGAGUCUGCCGGCAGCAAAGCUUUGGGCCGCUGGUGUGUCGAAGGCUCCCAAAUCAGAGAGUGGGUUAGAAGUGAAGAAAAGCAUUCACAGAAGACCUUGUGGCCUUUGGUCCCUGGUAGCCAUGGAAGAGGAACGCUACCCCCAUGGUCUGCUGUCCCUGAACCUAGAGCUCUGGCAACUGGAAGCCAGUGCGGGUCCUGCACAGGGUGUCCCCGCAGCAGCCGAGGUUCGCCUCUUCACUGAGGGAAUUCCUGGCAUUGGGGCAGACGGUCAAUCCGAGGCCAUCCUGGAGGAGGAUGGUGGCGAAACCCUGAACCUAGGGGUAAACAUGCGCCAUGGAAUUGCCCCUAUCCACCACGAGGAGAAUCACGUUGACCAGCAGCCUGAGCAGCUCUCCCAGGCCCAACAGGAUACUGCAGAUGCCAGGGGCCGAAGGCGAGGCCGACCCAGGCGGCAGCGAAUGCAGUUUAGCUUCAUGCGGUGGCAGGUGCAGGAAAUGGAAAGUGUUUUCCAAGAAACUCAGUACCCGGAUGUACUAACGAGGUCACUCACCGUGGAGCAUCUGCUGUUUUCUCUCCACAGAUGGAAGCUUGCAAGAGACCUGAACGUACCAGAGUCCAGAGUGCAGGUUUGGUUUAACAAUCGGAGAGCCAAGUAUAGGAAAAAUCAGAGGAAAGCACUGCUCAGGAAUGUACCACCUGAUUCCCUGGACCGCAUUCUCAUGGAUGCGGAGGCAGAGCUGUUCUAGGAUGCUGUCCUUGUG